AUGUCACAGUCGUGGAGGAGUCGGCGAAAAGCGCAGGAGCAAGAGCAAGCAGGGCCCGAGAGUGAGGAGAUCGUAGUCGAGAAUGAUCGCUCGCAGGUGCAGGUACAGGAGGGAAGCUCUGACGAGGACGACGAUAUGCCAACGACUCAGGGAACACAGCGACGAAGGAAAAGAGCCGCGCGCCGGAAUAGCUUUGUGAGUGUCUCGCCGCCGCCGAUAAGCGACAGCGACGAUGUGGUCAUAAUGUCUACAAAGAAGAGAAAGCGGGCGAAGCGUGGGAAGGAGGACAGCGAGGACGACGAGGAGGAGCAAGAGCAGCCAGACACUCCAGCUACACGGAAAUUGAAGCGACCUCGAAACAUGACUAAGGAAGAGCAAGAAGAUCUCGCAGAUGACCUGGACUUCUUAAAGCCAAGCGACGACGAGGAGGAUGCAGCAGAACGAACACCCAGAAACACGCAGUCGACGAAGAAGAAUGCCAGAAUGGAUGCACUGGAGAAGCUGAAGCGCAAACGAGCUGGUCAGGAGGUGGCGGACAAACAGGACAACAUCGUGGAUCUGCUCAGCGACAGUGAGAAGUUCAACUCCGAUGAAGAUGAUGGUCUCCUCGACGAAGACGAAGCUCCGGCGUACACAAGCAGCCGAGCGUUUUUCCAAGAAAAUGAAGAAGACGCCGACUUCGUUGAAGAAGCUGAUGAAGAGGAGACGCUCGGCGUGCCGGCCGGCAUUCCCCUCGAAUUCACCCGAUACGCCUCCAUGAAGACGAAAGAGCUGUUCAAGUACGCCGUGGAAUGGAUGGUCCAAAGAAAGAUCAAUCCGGGCUUCAAGAUGAACGACCCGAUCUACAACCUCACCUUCAAGAAGCUCGACGAUGAAGUCACCGGUCUAGCGAGCUCCAAGUUCAAGUCGUCUGUAUGGAGAAAGGAGUUUACCAUUGCGCUGGAGUCUCGGCCGGAGAUCUUGUUUAACCGCCUCGAUCAGUCCGGCGACAACUGGUUGCGCGACAAAUGCGAUGCCUGCGGCCGCACCAACCACCCAUGCAAGUACGAAGUCCAGUUCCAUGGCAAACCGUACAACCGCCAUACCCUCGAGGACGUCGACGCCGAUGAUGACGACGACGACGAAGAAGACUCUGACGACUCCGACGACGAAGGCAGCACCAACUCGUCCUCUCAAGAGACCAUCAACCAAAACGGUCAGAGCGUCGUGCCUACCUCACACAUCUUCUACCUCGGCAAAUUCUGCAUGUCCAACGCUGAGACCGCGCACAAACUCAACCACUGGCGGUACCACCUGAACGAAUGGGUGGAGAACUUCCUCGCGCGGGAGAACUAUCUCACGCCGGAGGAGAUUGUGCGGAGGGAUGGACUGAAAACGAAGAAGAGAGGCAAGGAGGCGAACCGCAUUGUGGAUCGCAUGGAGAGGGACGGGCGAGUGAAGGAGUUGUGGCAGGAGUACAAGAGUGCGAUGGAGGUGGCGCGGUCGGCGAAGAUGGGGCGGUAUGGAGGGGACAGUCCGUAG
Messenger RNA from Zymoseptoria tritici IPO323, 1521 nucleotides. RefSeq lists its product as uncharacterized. NCBI's taxonomy places the organism in Eukaryota, Fungi, Ascomycota, Dothideomycetes, Mycosphaerellales, Mycosphaerellaceae. The record is from RefSeq and is a predicted model, not a curated record. Gene Ontology annotation, cellular component: nucleus. The transcript has a single exon. The coding region runs from base 1 to 1521 and encodes 506 amino acids.